UACUUUUUUUUCACAAAAAGAGUAGGCUACAUACUUUUAGGGCGUAGUAUAAGUAGGCGAAUUGGGGCGCAGAAUGCAUCUCCAAGCUGUCCCGCGGGAGGUUUAAAUAGCGGAAGUGACGCAGCUGAGCUGGUUGGACGCAGCCGUUGGUUGUGUUGACAUGGAGGCGAUCAAACAAAAGUCUCUCGUCAGCCUGUGCUCCUGUUGUCCGCGGCCAGUAAAAGCCUUCCUUCAGUGAACUAUGAGACUCUUUGUCAAAAAAGCCCGUGUGUGUGUGAGAGAGAGGAGCUGAUGAUCUGAGAGAAUGAGGAGGAAAGCGAGUGUUUUGAGGCUCAGUCCGAAUGAGGAGGCGCAGCUGGUGCGCGAGGAGCUGGAGAGCCGGAGGAAACUGCGCCUGCAGCAGGUGCGCGAGCAGGAGCGCUACAUCGCGCGGCAGGUGCGGCGGCAGGUGGAGGAGCGCAGACAGCAACAGCUCCAGAUGCUCUCGGACUCACUCCAGCUCGAGUGGCAGCAGCAGCGCACGCUCAAACUGCAGGCCUUGUCCACGCUCUACCAGCACAGCCUGGAGACCGUCGGGGACGCCCACCGCAGCGCGCACGACAACGAGCCUGAUCUGGAGGCGUUGGCUGAGAAGAGUGUGGAGAGGCAGGAGCGAGCGGAAGAGAGACAUCGGGAAGCUCUGCGAGAGCUCAGCGCCCGCCGACACGAGGAGGAGCAGCAGCGCUGCAGGCUCAUCGAGGCUCGGAGGAAGGCUCUGGUGGAGGAGAAGAAGCGCGCCGUGAGAGUGGCCAGUCUGCCGCCGCCGCCGCCAAACCCAGUGGAGAGCAUCGGGAAGCCCACGCCACGGCCACUCAGGGCAGCCGCAGAGCUCUUCUCGGUCACACACUGUCACAUGCCUUCCUCCGCUGUGGACAGAGAGACACACACCGAGCAGCAGCCCAGCGCUCGACAGGCCGCGGCUCUGGAGCUCCAGCGGCUGGAGGAUCUGCGGAGAGAGGCCGCUCGUGAGCGACAGGAGCAGCUGGAGAAGGCUCGUCUCAGGGGGACACACGCGCUCCGCAGAGAGCAGCACACACAGGACCGUGUGCGGCUGCUGUCCGAGCUGGAGCGACUGCAGACGGCUGAUCUGCUGCGCCGCAGACAGGCGGUCCACAGUGUGCCGGCGCAGAUCUUCCAGCCUCUCUACAGACACGAGGAGCUCCGGGACGAGCAGCAGCGGGAGCUGGAGAUCGCCUUUCAGGACGUGUACACGCAGGAGCGCAAGGUCAAAGGUGACGUGGUGCUGCAGCUCGUACCCGAGCCUCUUCCUCCUCUGUCUGCAGCCAGUCAUGACGAGGAGCUGGACGUGACCCUUGACCCUGAAUGUACACCUGAAGGGGAGGAAACGCCUUCUGAAACAGCCAGUGGGCAGCCAAUCAGAGAGCAGCAUGGCAGGUCUGCAGCGACGGCAGAUCCUGGUAGACACGCUCUGAGGAGACUGCUGGACCGCAUCAGGAGCCAGAGAGACCGCCAGCGGGCCGCAACACUGACGUCACAUGAUGGAGAUGAUGAUGUGGGAGUCUCGAGUGUUGAAACGGGAUCUUUGAGCAGCCAGGAGAAAGCACCAGAGGCCAGUUUAGAAGAACAGACGCCCAGCCUAGCGCACACUGACGACGGGCCUGACGUGAGCGACGAAGCCGUAGUUGCAGGGACGCUGCUGCCGCCAGAGGAGCGAGGCCAGCCGGAGCCGGCGUCCGCCGAGAGCCAGAGGAGAGCAGCCCACGAGGCGGCGCUGUUGAGGCGGCAGGAGGAGCAGCUGGCGGUGCUGGAGGAGCUGGAGCAGAAGCGGCGUGAGCUGGAGCAGCGCCUGAGAGAGACACAGAGGAGCCACACACUGCAGGAUGAUGAAGCUCAAAGCCGUCCUGGGCUCCCGGAGAGUGCAGCGCCUCCAGAGGAUGAGCUGCACACGCAGAGACUCCAUCAGUACCAGCAGAGACUCCUGCAGCAGAACAGGCUUCAUCAGAAGAGCGUGGAGGAGGCGAGGCGACGCCUGCAGGAGUAUCAACACACACUGAAGCUGCGAGCGUCACUCCAGCAGGCGUCGGUGAGCUCAGAGACCCUCAGUGACGGCACACGCUCGGCUCUUCCAGGAGGAGAACCGGCUGGUCCUCUUCCAGCACUUCCACAGGCUCUGCUCCGCCCACCCGAACCUGUCGGCUCCGAGCCAUCGCUGGACGCCCGUACUCCUCUUCCUGCUCCCGCUGUGGUCCUGGAGCUCCUGCGCAGCCGGCCUCAUCCUGCUGACGUCAUCACUGGUGUCGAGAGCGGGGUGGAGGAGACGAGGCGGCACAUGAGGCGACAGCGAGACGCCCUGCAGGCGCUGAUCACAGCUGACACACAGGCUUCAGUGUCCAGCUCUAGUGGCGCUCAGGCGGAUCACAUGACUCUGAACACGUUGUUGAAGACCAUUGAAGAGGCUAACGGCCACACCAGACCCCCGACAGCACCCAUCCAGCGGGACGGAGACACGCCGGCCCUCGCUAACGACGGUGUGUGUGAGCCGGCCCGUGUGAGAGUGAAGCCCCCGGUGUCUCGAGCUCCCGCUCGUCUGGCGUUCCUCGGGCAGAUGCAGCAGCACGAGCUCAGCGCCAUACAGGAAGUGGACUCGCCCCUCAACAUCAGCCUGGACACAGAGCUGCGGUCGUCCUCUGCUGAUGUGAGAGCGUCCAGCAGUGCGUCUCUGCCCGCGCUCGCCUCUGCCGGCAGCCACAGCCUGAGCGAAAGGUCACAGGUCACGGGCAGGACCAGCCGCAUGUCCUGGAGAGACAUGCUCCUGCAGGACUCCACUUCCUCGCCAGGUCCGUGCCCCGUGACGCUCCAGCAGGAGCGGUUUAGCACUGACUGUCCAUCAUCUGUUGAUCCAGACUAUCUCUCAUCCACUACGAUCUCAACGGGAAGCUACUUCACUAGUGAGCAUGAGCCAGAGGAUUCUGGUCUCAGUGUGGAUCCUGAUCCCACCGCUGACACGAGCCGCUCUGUGCAGCGCAUCAUCGACAGAUACAGCCAAGAGCUCAACGCUUCACUGACACGCGCAGGAGCGGCGGACGGCAGUCCAGCGGGUCAGUCCUGGUCCAGUGCGCUUCGCGACGGAGACGCUCACGUCUCAGCUCCAGGUGCUUUCCUGCCGCUUCAUCCCCAUCCAGACGUUGACACCUCAUCAUCUUCCUCUUCUUCAUCUAGAAAUGCAGUGAGAGCCGAUCAGAGCCGCCAGGGCUGGAGCGAGGCCGUGACCCGGAUCCUUGAGCGCCUGUCUGAUCAGCUGUCCAUCCGACCCGGUGAACCCCCGUCUGAGGCGUCUUCGGAGCGGGACAGGGCUUCAGACUCUGAGCUCCUUCAGUCCGCCGUGAGCCAGUUGAUCGGCACCGCGUCAGACAUGGGUUCGUCUCAGGUGUUUGAUCAGAGCAGCGCCUGCGCAGCCGCAGUGGUGAGCAGCUCCGGUCCGGACCGGCCCGCUGAUGUCGGGUCACUGAUGUCACCGGCCUCACUGCACUCAGACGAGGACAGGAACGCUUCUACUGACGCCCCACGCGAUGACGCCUCGGAUCUGUUUCUUCCUCUGCCCUCUGAUGUCACAAACAACGAGAGCGUGGACUGUUCGACGGCUCUCUGUGUCCCGCUGGAAGCAGAGAAGUGUGGCACGGAUGCAAGCGUGGACGAGGCCUCUGAUUGGCUGAACUCGACAGACCAGUCCCUGCAGCUCCUGCGCGCAGACGCACUGACUCCGCCUCGAGCGGACCUGCAGAUGUCCGUGGAGCAGCUCUCUCUUUCCCACGAGUCCCUCUGUGAGAACCAUGACAUGGACGCUAGCCUCGUGCCACGCUCCCCUCUCCAGACCCGUCUACAGAAAGAAAUCCUUGCACCCGCAGCCCAGUUACCCUCGCAGGAAGUGAUGUCAGCUGUGGAGGAAAACACGCUGAGCGAGCUCCUGGAGAGAGCACAGGCGGCGGGUGACGUGAAGGGCAUCCUGGAGGAGUCCACCAUCUCCUUCAUCAGCCUGCCAGAGUCCACCCUACAGGACCUCAGUGAAGACUUGGGGAGUGAGCCACAGGAGGGCACAUCUGACUGCAGGGAGGGCCAAGCGCAGAGCCGUCCGGUGGAGGACGACAGCCAAUCAGAGGAGCCAGAGCCGUCGUUCCCUCAUGCUGUGAUGCUGCUGGAGUUUCAGAGCGCUCCUGCUCGGCGGCAGCGGCGGGACGGUCUGGCUCACAGGUCAGCGCUCCGAGUCGCUCAGAUCCGAGCCAGACGCCUCGAGCGGCGCGCGUCCACCGCAGCACACGCUGACGAAGCGGGCACGCCUCAACACACACUGAAGAGUGUCGCUGAGGUCAGGAUCUGCACCGCCGCUCAGAGACGCGUGGAGGAGGCAGAGAUGCACCGGCGCACACAGAGAUUGUACAGUCAGUUGGAGGAAGUCAAGCAGCAGAAGGAGUCCCGGAGCCGUCAGGAAGCGUACGCCAGGAACCGGGAGAAAGCCAGAGAGUUCCAAAGGAAGACGCUGGAGAGACUGAGGGCCAAACUCCAGCCGUGACGUCUGUGCUGCGCCUGAUUAAAAUCUCUAGCACUUUUAUCUGUAUGUCUGUAUGUUGUGUAUUUUAAGUAAAAUGUUCUUUAAUUUAA
Molecule: messenger RNA, 4656 nt
Organism: Pimephales promelas (fathead minnow)
Lineage: Eukaryota; Metazoa; Chordata; Actinopteri; Cypriniformes; Leuciscidae
Gene: cep295
Product: centrosomal protein 295
Biological process (GO): regulation of centriole replication
Cellular component (GO): centrosome; centriole; cytosol
Source: RefSeq, a predicted model, not a curated record